Molecule: messenger RNA, 2484 nt
Organism: Mobula hypostoma (lesser devil ray)
Lineage: Eukaryota; Metazoa; Chordata; Chondrichthyes; Myliobatiformes; Myliobatidae
Product: tRNA selenocysteine 1-associated protein 1-like
Exons: 9
Coding region: 137-1012 (291 amino acids)
Biological process (GO): selenocysteine incorporation
Cellular component (GO): nucleus
Molecular function (GO): tRNA binding
Source: RefSeq, a predicted model, not a curated record
GUUGGGGUGGAAGGAGCGGGCAGACAAGCGUCGCUGGAUCGGCCGGCACCCAGGUGGAAGGCAGAUCGGGCGACCGAGGCCGCUUCUCCGCGCUGUUAAAUGUAUUUCAUCGGCCCGAGGAUCAACUGAGAGGAAGAUGUCGCGGAGCCUGUGGAUGGGCGAUUUGGAAAAUUACAUGGAUGAAAAUUUCAUCUCGAGGGCAUUUGCUACAAUGGGCGAAACUGUAAUGAGUGUGAAAAUCAUCCGAAACCGAGUGACUGGGACACCAGCAGGUUACUGCUUUGUGGAGUUUGCAGACCAGGCUACUGCAGAACGAUGUCUGCUGAAGAUUAACGGGAAAAAACUUCCAGGUGCCUCACCUCAGCCCAGAAGAUUUAAGCUUAACUAUGCCACUUAUGGGAAGCAGCCAGAUAACAGUCCUGAAUACUCAUUGUUUGUUGGAGACUUAACACCAGAAGUGGAUGAUGGAAUGCUUUACGAGUUUUUUGUUGAAAAGUAUCCCACGUGUAGAGGAGGGAAAGUGGUAUUGGACAAUCUGGGAAACUCCAAAGGCUAUGGCUUUGUGAAGUUCUCAGAUGAAGCUGAACAGAAGCGUGCCCUUGCUGAGUGUCAAGGCGCUAUUGGCAUCGGAGGAAAAGCUUUAAGACUUAGUGUGGCAAUACCAAAAACAAAUCGUGUAGUGAAGGCACCCGACUACAGCCAGAUGUAUACCUACAACUACAGCCAGUACUACCAACCAUACCAGAAUUACUAUACUCAUUGGGGGUAUGAUCAGUACACUGGAAGUUACAGCUACAGCUACCAACAGUAUGGUUAUACACCAAGUACCAUUCAGAGUUAUGAAGAAGUUGGAGAUGAUGCUCUGGAAGAUCCAGUUCCUUACUUGGAUGUUGAAGAAGCUAAUGCACAAUUCAUGGAACAGAGUGAAGAGUUCUACGAUGCCCUAAUGAAUUGCCAUUGGCAGCCAUUGGACAGUGUUGUAUCUGAAAUCCCUGCCUCGGCCCUGGCCUAGCCACUAGAAAACCAUGAAAAUACUAGAUACUCCAUGGGAUUGUAUUUUUCUAUAUCCUUUCACUCUUUAAUAAGGUUCCUAUUGUGAGAAAAUGGACUUAAAAUGCUGCACCCUCUUUCUCUAGUUUUAUCCAAGGUUUUAAGCAAAUAAUUUCAAGAAAUGUUUUUUUUUAAGAAUAUUAGAAUUAGAGCUGUUAAAAUAAUUAAUUUGUUUUGCUCUGGAAUGUUUUAAGUGUGAUUAUAAAUAGGAGCAAGAGCCAGAAAUGUUAUGUGGUAUUCUCAUAACCAAGUGUAGAGGUUCAUAAUUCUAUGUGAAUCGCAACACCAGAGAGUGCCUUACGGUUCUUUGUUGCAUAUGUUACUACUUCUGCGCAAGGGAAAGGAAGGAAAGGUACGUUGCAUCCAGAGUUUCUCCGGGUUAGCGGACGAUUUCCCUCCACGCCUCUCUGACCUAGUGGGGAACCGCGUACGAGGUAAGUUACAGCAGUGGUUUGCCAUUGCCUUCUGCUGGGUGAGUUUCCAAAGAGAUCACCAGCUCGUAACCCAGCACGGAUGGAAAGUGUACAGGGGAGCCGGCUGGAUUCGAACUCGGAACCUUUCGUCCCGAAUUCUGACACUAAUGCCACUACGCCCCCAGCCGGGUCACUUCUGCGCAAUAUUGAUUUUAAAUCUAGCAAAUUCAAAUGCCCACUGUCACAAAGAUUCCUCAUAUAAGAUCUGAAUUUUUGCAUAAAGUGUUGCAUUUAUCAAUGAAAGUUUUAUGAUGUUAUUGCUGUUCACACUUACAGGCUGAUACAGUAUAUUGUGCGUGUGUGCGGGCGUUUAUGUUAUGAAUUUUAACAUUGCUCACCUUCUGGGCUUUUGUGUUAAAAAUCUACCUGGGUAAGCUAAAAAAAAGUGUCAUUGUGGACCUUUGAAUGGUAUAGGAUUCUGUUUUGAUUUUAAGAUUAUCAGAAUAAAGGACGAAAUGGAGGUUGUGAUCAAAGUGAGUGUAGGACAUUGUUACUGGUAUAAGUUCUUCUCAACAUCUACCUCCAAAGCACAGGUGAUUACAAACUUUGAAGCAUGGGGUCAGAUUUGCUUCCAGCUUUCAGAAAUGCAGAACCCCAGCUGAAGUUACUAGCUAUAGUUUAAAGAAAAAGAUAAGUAAUGUUAAUGAACAAUAUUUUGUUUAUUCUGCCUGUGCAUCUCGCCGAAUUUUAUUUUUGGGUAUUUUCCAGCGUUGUUUCUAUGACCUGGUUACUCACUACUGAGUAGGACUCUAGAUUUGUAAAUUUAUAUAAAAUAAAGAUAUGGUAUAGUGUGAAAAUUUAUUUGUUAAUAGAAAAAGUGUCAGGAAUUUAUUUAAGAACAUUAAGUCCUGCAUGCAAGCGUUGAUGUUUACAUUUUCCUAGUUAUGCUUUUGUUGAUUUUUCAAUUUUACGAUAUGCGAGAAGCCUGUAAAAGCAAAAUUUAUUUUGUAAACUAAAAAUA